Messenger RNA from Cloeon dipterum, 3230 nucleotides. Its product is annotated as piwi-like protein Siwi. The record is from RefSeq and is a predicted model, not a curated record. The transcript is spliced from 14 exons. Gene Ontology annotation, biological process: regulatory ncRNA-mediated gene silencing. The coding region runs from base 163 to 3141 and encodes 992 amino acids. Gene Ontology annotation, molecular function: protein binding; RNA endonuclease activity; piRNA binding. NCBI's taxonomy places the organism in Eukaryota, Metazoa, Arthropoda, Insecta, Ephemeroptera, Baetidae. Gene Ontology annotation, cellular component: P granule.
AGAGAUUGGACAGCGAUAAUACUGCUAAUAACAAAUAACAAGAAGGAAAAGGAUAUAAUAACGAGUAAGACGAAUCAACGAAAGAGAGAGAAGAGCAGAGCAACCACUUCUUGUUAGUGGGUAUUAGAUUAUCAGUUUUUCAGCCUAGAGCGUGUAGGAAAAAUGCUGCACAGCCUUGGUCUUUUCCCGUACAACAAAACCAACAACACUGUGUUGACCAAUGAUGCCGGCCUACUGCUUGGUAUGCCGCCCAACUUGGUCGGCAGUAAUUUGCCUAACUUACAACAAUGCUUGCCUGGGCUUACGGAUACAGCCCUUUGGCAUUUGCAGCCUGCUUACUGCAUCACUCAGACACCUCCCGCACACUGCAUUCCGCAGCCAAUUCAGUUAGAGAAUGGCAAUGGACAGGUGUACCCGCCGCCAAUUGGUAGUUCAUUGUCUCACGCCGUCAUCCAUCCUCCGACCAGCUUGUUUGGUGGCAUCACGACCCCAGCGGCCACUCCGGCCGUCAUUGCACCGCCAAGAGUGCUUGUUCAGCAGCCUUUGAAGCCGAUGACCAUUAUGGAUCCAAUUCCGUUGCCGCAAGAUGUUUACAAUGGAUCUGACUUUGACAACAACGGGGUUUCUUCCAUUUUCGAAUUCAUUCCGAUGCCAAAGAAGACCGAUCUUACCACCGGAACUUCCAGCGGUCACUUAAGCCCAAAGAAGGAAAACGUGUUUCCAGAAGUUGAAGAACGCAAGAUCAAAACUCCAGCACCGUUUGAGCCUGUGCUCCUUGAAGAGUGUCUGCCACAGCCUAAUCCAAUUACGAUCGCAAAGAAGCCUGUUGAUAAGCCAAAGCGAUUGAUUACAAGACCAGCCAAAAUUUUGGACAAAAGAGGUUGCACUGGCACAGUGUUGACUCUGCACGCAAACUUCUUCCCGGUCCACGUGGCUCAGAUGCCGAUUUACAAGUACUCAUUGAUCAUCACCCCUAGCGUGCCCAACGAGAAGGGCGCUUUCCAGGGGGUGGUGCUUGGCUGCAGCCAGGCGCUUGGACACUUUGUUCUUCAUUACGAUUACAUCUACUGCGCCAAGAAAUUCAUGGGAAAUGCGCGCAAGUUGUUUAGCCAAUACGAGGACAACACUUAUCUGGUCACGCUGAUUGAAGAAAAUGGCGUUGGCAAUUCUGAACGGGUGGUGGUCAUCAACAAACUUCUUCGAAAGCUGCUGAAAGCGCUGAGCUGGUUCCAGGCUGGGAAAGUUUAUUUUAGCAAGGAUGACUCCUAUCAGAUACGAUCCCUAAUUGAGCGAUCAGGCGGCUGGUCUGUGAAGCCAGGAUUCUUACCAGUUGUGCUCAACUGCGAAACCGAUAUCUUGUUCAACGUUGACCUGGUGCACAUGGUGAUUCGACCAGACACUGCGUUUGAGCUUUACCAAGUCAUGCAAUCACGCAGCAAGAACUCAAACGCCGUCUUCAAGGAGGCCAUCGUGGGCGAGCACGUGGUCACCAUGUACAACGGUCGCGUUUACAAGGUCAAGGACGUCACCUUCAAAUUCAACCCGAUGACUGAAUUCAACUCUAAUGACGGCCCAACCACCUUCGUGCAUUUUUACCACCAGAAAUAUGGUGUCUCUAUUGUGAACAAGAAGCAACCGCUGCUGAUGGCACACAUCCUAAGUGAGGGAAAAGAAAAAUCUGUAGUGUAUCUUGUGCCUGAGCUGUGCUACCUCACUGGCUUCACGUCCGAGAAUCGAAGGGACUUCUUCUUGAUGAGGAACAUUUAUGACGAAAUCUCCACCACGCCAAAAGUUGGCCAGCUGAAAGUUGGCCAGUUCGUCAAAACAUUUUCCGAAGCCAAGAAUGAAAAAGUACAAGAAAUUUUGCGAGAGUGGAAAUUGUCCUUUGGCAGCGAGAUGGUCAGUUUCAAGGGACGACACCUGCCGGCCGAGCUGGCAAAGGUUCGCAGUGGACGCAACCCAAGUAGCGCCCGCAACCUCUUCGACUGGUCCGAGGACUUCCGCACGUACCGAAUGCUGCACUGCAUGCCGAUCAAGAAGUGGGCCGUGUUGGUGCCCGCGCAGCAUGUCAAGGCAAGCGACCGGUUCAUUAUAUGUCUGCAGUCGACCUGCGCCGCGCUGGGCAUCACCCUGGCCAAACCGUUCAUCAUACAAAUCGAGUCUGACGAAGUCAACUGUUACCUGCGCGAACUGAAGAAGCUGUUCGCCAAGGAGAGGCCGCAAAUCGUCGUUUUUAUCUUGGCCUGUAACCGCAAGGACAAGUACAGCGCCAUUAAGAAGUACUGCACCGUCGAACAUGGAGUUGCAAGUCAAGUGCUGACAGUGAAGAGCAUGGACCAGAAGUACGACUUCCCCGUGGCGAAGCGUUUGGCUGUGCAGCUGAACUGCAAGGUGGGUGGCACGCCAUGGAGCGUGGAGGUGCCGCUAACGCUGGGCAUGGUGAUCGGAGUGGACAUGAGCGUGGAUACGCGCAACCGCAACUCCACCUUCUGCAGCGUGGUGGCCUCGUUCGACAGCGACUUCUCGCGCUUCCAUUCCGCCACCUUUGAGUUUGCCACUGGCGAUUUUGAGCAGAUGAGCGUGCAGCUGUGCGAGCAUGUGACCAUGGCACUGCAAAACUUCAAGCUGCAGCACCACAACCUGCCCAAGGUCAUCAUUCUUUACCGCGACGGGGUCGCCAACCGAAAGCUGCAGCACAUUUUCCACAGGGAGUUGCCGCUCAUGCAGAAAUGGCUGAAUGAAGUCUACAAAGGCAGUGAAUGGCGGCUGACCUACGUUGUGGUCAAUAAGCACAGCAACACCAAAAUUUACGCCAACGGAAACGCCAACCCGCCGACAGGAACGGUCGUUGACACUUGCAUCACGAAUCCUGACAGGUACGAUUUCUUGUUACUGAGCGGCCAGACCCAGCGCAAGGCGGCUAGUUUCACCCACUACAACGUGCUCUUCGACAACACCAGUCUCACCCCAGAUCGAUUGCAGAGGCUCACGUACAAGAUGACUCAUCUCUACUUCAACAUGAAGGGUACUGUUCGUGUGCCCGCCCCUCUGCGUUACGCAUCACGCCUCGUCGCUGUUGUAAGCAACAUUUUGCACAAGCCACCACAUCCCAACUUGAGCGAUGUCCUGCAUUUCCUUUAAAAGUAGAUCAAAUGAUUCUCAAUUGUUGUUACCAAUGCCCGUCUUAAUAAUUUGAAUUACUACUUAAUAAAAUAGAUUGUAAAGUUGAA